This is a messenger RNA of Culex pipiens pallens (northern house mosquito), 2366 nucleotides long. RefSeq names its product bystin-like. The transcript is spliced from 2 exons. The coding region runs from base 560 to 742 and encodes 60 amino acids. NCBI's taxonomy places the organism in Eukaryota, Metazoa, Arthropoda, Insecta, Diptera, Culicidae. The record is from RefSeq and is a predicted model, not a curated record.
GUUGACACUCGAUCAUUCUGGAAUAAUUCUGGGUUAAUUCUGGAAUGAACGGAAUGACGAUGAUGAUUCUAGCAAAAAUGAUCAAGUGCGGGUAAGAGUGUAACUGUCAUAAUAUUUAUCUUUUCAAACCAAAACAUGUUGCGGUGCUCUGCAGCAUUGGGACCUGGUAGGACAACAGAACCGGCGGUUGUUCUGUACUGUUUCGGUGCCGGAGACAUCCAGAGCAACGGCCGGAUUGGCCUUCACUUGAAUCUGCACAAUCCAGGUGUUGGCCAUAAGACGAGGUUGGCAAUAUUGAAAUUGCUCAGUGGUUGUUGAGUGGAUUUUUUUAAACUGACUUUCAAUUUCGGAUUUCCCUGGACAGCAUCUAUGUGGACCAGCUGCGUACCGGCGAGGCCAACGUGCUAGUUAUUCCGGUGGAAGUUGAGCCAGCGCAUCCACGAGCAGACUUGGAAGCGGUUGAGGGACUUGUUUGGGCCGUUGAUAGUGAAGGAAGCGACUGAGCUGUGGUGGCGGAGAUUCCUAGGACGAGUCGGAGGAGGAGUUUGCGAGGAGGCUGAUGCCGACGGGCAGGACUUUGAAGAUUAACGAGAAAGAUGAGCGGGAGAUGUUUCAAAACAAGAACGGCGUCAAGACGUGCAUGCCGACCGAGAUCGUCAUGGACAAAAUCACCGAAAAGCAAACGGAAAAUCAGACGCAGUUUUCCUACAUCGAUUCGCUCAAAAUGGAAGAUUUCGACUAAUGGAUUCUAGAAAUGUAUAAAGCGCCUGGGACGUGCUGAAGUGCUACCGAAGUGGGCAUUAUACGGAAUCACACAACUAAAGUGCUGCUACCAUGCUCCAAGGGAAUUGAAUAAUUUCCGGCUUCACCCAGUACAUUUCCCAACGGUUCUAAAAUUUGCCGCGCGUUUUUACGACCUGGCCCAGUACAACAUGCUCAACUCCUAUCUGUACAAGACGCUCAAGUGAGCCUUAUUCAAAGUGGCCGCCUUCAUGAAGGUCAUUAUCCUGCCGCUGCGCGAGUCUGGCGAUUGAACGAUCCGCGAGGCCAUCAUCUUAGGCAGCACUUUAAUCUCGACGAACAUCCCGAUACUGCACACCUCAGAACUUCGAGGACCAGUUACGCAAUGGCGAGUUCAACGUGCGUGCUGGUCGUUCCGGUGGAGAUUGAUUCUGUCAUCGUAUUGGGCCACACCGCCCUCGUCGUGCUGUUGAACAUAAGCGACUGAUGUUAUGUCCCAUACUGCACGUACUCGGAGUGGUCAGUCGGGGCCACCGGAUGACCAGCGAAAGAAAGCAAAAAUCGACAGCUUGACCAUCUGGAGCCUGGACGUCGAUGACGAACCAACUUUAACCCUCUUUCAUGAUCUCCGAAACGCCGCGUACUAAAAUAAAACCUGAGGCACGAAGAAAUGCACUCUUUGUCCCGCAAUGAGUUCUAGCAUCCAACAACAAAUCGUCCGCGGUGGACUUCCGAGCGCUUUCCGCGAAUCGUGCGCAAUCCGUACCUGUGGAUGAUCUUGGCGAUUGAAAAGACUCGAGCUGAAGCGGCGUCGGGAGCAGCUGAUCAAGAUUUUCCAGAGUUCAGUGUUUGAGGUGUUCCUUCUGGGAUAGACGAUUACUGGUUGACAGAAAGAGCCACAACAUGGCGGACAGUGUAAUGUAAUUUGAUGAUAUUGUUAAAUAAAGUUUGAUUAAAUUGAGUUGGUUUAAUUUUAACCAACACGGUGACGUAACCGCAUCGGCAUUGUAAGUUUUAGAUGGGGUUGCUGGAGCGGAACCUACGGAAGCGAUUUCUGGUGUUCCAGCUGAGGACUCAAUGGACAUUGAUAUUCAACAUUGAUCAGCUGGACAGCGGUCAUCGUCCGCAAUCUAUCGGCUCGUCCAAGGGCAUCCCAGUCCACUCAGCGAGCCGGGUUGGGUUACCAUUCUGAUCAACAACGUUCUCCUCGGAUGAUGAACUCGAAGUUUUUAUUCACAACUUCCUGGCCACGCACGCCGUGAUCCGAAAGGCUACGUCGGAGAAGAGGACUUUGCAAGUGGUCAUCAAGUACCACCAGGAAGGCUGACACGAUGAUCGCUAAACCGGAAGCGGCUGUUUUGGUCUUUGCGAUGUUGAAGGAUGUCUUCUUCUGGAUGAACACAUCAUGGUUCCGGAAGUCCAAGCGCAAGCGCUUUCUUAAGCAGCUGCACAACUCGCAUCUCGAGAUCGUGCGCAUGAAGUCACUUGCGCGCUGUUACAUUGCCGAUCAGCUGCUCGAUGAUUAUACUCACUCCAGAGCCGGUUCCGGAGCGUAUCUUGCUAGAAAAGAAAGUCAAACCAUAACUGAGAGGGGAAGAAAAUGUUUUUGCUGCUAACUGCUAAAA